Messenger RNA from Malurus melanocephalus (red-backed fairy wren), 2856 nucleotides. RefSeq names its product AE binding protein 1 (gene AEBP1). Gene Ontology annotation, biological process: proteolysis; negative regulation of transcription by RNA polymerase II. Bases 54 to 2843 code for a protein of 929 amino acids. The transcript is spliced from 16 exons. The record is from RefSeq and is a predicted model, not a curated record. Lineage: Eukaryota; Metazoa; Chordata; Aves; Passeriformes; Maluridae. Gene Ontology annotation, molecular function: DNA-binding transcription repressor activity, RNA polymerase II-specific; metallocarboxypeptidase activity; zinc ion binding.
CGCCCGCCCGGGGCUCUCGGGGCUCUCGGGGAGCGGGGCCGGUGCGGAGCGCGAUGGUCCCGGCGGCGCCUCCCCGCUCCUGCCUCCUGCUGACGGCCGCGCUGCUGCCGCUGCUGCCCGUACCGGCACCGGGAACGGCCCCGGGCCUCCCCGCGCUCACCGACGCCGAGAUCGAGGAGUUCCUGCGGGGCUUCCUUGGACCCGGGGACGGCGGGGAGCGGGACGGGGAGCGGGACGGGGACGGUACCGAGCUGGGUUUUGGCACCGACCUCGGCAUCGGCAUCGGCACCGGCACCGACUCCCCAGGGCCGCUGACGGAGCCUGAGAAACCCAAGAAGGGCAAGAAGGAAAAACCCCCCAAGAAGAACAAGGAGAGACCCCGGGGCCCCAAGAAGGAUAAGGAUAAGGACAAGGUCAAGGACAAGGAUCGGGGCAAAAACAAACCCCCCAAGAAAUCCAAGGAGAAGCCACCGAAAGGCUCUGAAAACCCACCAAAAGGCUCCGAAAAGACUCCAAAAGGCUCUGAAAAAAMCCCAAAAGGCUCUGAAAAAAMCCCAAAAGGCUCCAAAAAGCCCAAGGUGAAGCCACCCAAGGCCACCAAACCCUCUGGCAAGAAGCCACCAGUGCCACCAAGCCCCUNAGUGCCACCAAGCCCCUCUACUGAGCCCCCCAUUACCCUGCAGCCCCCACGGGCUGAGGAUGAUGAAGAGAAACCCAGAUUCCUGGAGCCUUCACRCUACAAGGAGGAGGAGGAGRAGGAGAACGGAGGUGUCCGAGGAGAGCUGGAAGAGCCGCUGAGCAAGCGCUGGGGGCUGGGUAGGGAGGACUGGGACCCUGAGCCCCAGCCAGAGAUCCCCGAGGAGCCGGAACCCCCGACCCUGGACUACAACGAGCAGCUGGAGCGGGAGGACUACGAGGACUUUGAGUACAUCCGGCGGCAGCAGAAGCCCCCCAAGCCCCCGAGCAGGAGGAGACCUGAGCGGGUCUGGCCCCAGCCCGAGGAGACAACCCUGGGGUGGGUGGCAUGUUCCUGGGACUGGUGUCACGUCCUUGGGGUGGGUGUCACCUCACCAACAGUGAAGCCCAAGAAAGAGGAGGAGGAGGAGGAGGAGCGCUGGGCAGAGGAGAAGGGCCAGGACGGCAAAGGAAAACCCAAAAAGCCAGGAGGGAAGAAGUGGGAUCYGGAUGAGGAGGAACGGGCCCCUCCRGCAGAGAAGAAAARGUGUCCCCCAAUCGGGCUGGAGUCCCAYCGCAUCGAGGAUGACCAGAUCCUGGCCUCCUCCAUGCUGCGGCACGGGCUGGGUGCCCAGCGCGGCCGCCUCAACAUGCAGGCGGGCACCAACGAGGAUGAUUUCUUUGACGGAGCGUGGUGCGCUGAGGACGACAGCCGGGCGCACUGGCUCGAGGUGGACACCCGCCGCAUCACCAUGUUCACCGGGGUCAUCACCCAGGGACGCGACUCCCAGAUCCACGAUGACUUUGUCACCAGCUUCUACGUGGGCUUCAGCAAUGACAGCCAGCACUGGGUGAUGUACAGCAAUGGCUACGAGGAGAUGAUGUUUUAUGGCAAUGUGGACAAGGACACGCCGGUGCUGAGCGAGUUCCCUGAGCCAAUGGUGGCCCGGUACAUCCGCAUUUACCCCCAGCGCUGGAACGGGAGCCUCUGCCUGCGCCUCGAGGUCCUGGGGUGCCCCCUCUCCGCUGUCAGCAGCUACUACACCCAGCAGAACGAGGUGACCUCCACAGACAACCUGGACUUCCGACAUCACUCCUACAAGGACAUGAGGCAGCUGAUGAAGGUGGUGAACGAGGAGUGUCCCACCAUCACCCGCAUCUACAACAUCGGCAAGAGCUCCCGGGGGCUGAAGAUCUACGCCAUGGAGAUCUCCGACAACCCGGGCGAGCACGAGACAGGUGAGCCCGAGUUCCGGUACACAGCGGGGCUGCACGGCAAUGAGGCACUGGGCCGGGAGCUGCUGCUGCUGCUGAUGCAGUUCCUGUGCAAGGAGUACCAGGAYGGCAAUCCCCGUGUGCGGGGUCUGGUCACCGACACCCGCAUCCACCUCGUCCCAUCCCUCAACCCCGAUGGCUACGAGCUGGCCCAUGAGGCGGUGAGGGGGUGGUGGGUUGGGAUGGGCCGUGAGGCAGUGGAGCUGUGGGCACAGUUCCACUCAUCCUUUUUCCUUGCCCAGAUCCAUCGGGGAAUCAAGGGCGUGGUGACRGACCAGCAGGGAGAGCCCAUUGCAAACGCCACCAUUGUGGUGGGAGGCAUCAACCACAACGUCAAGACAGCCAGUGGCGGGGACUACUGGCGCAUCCUGAACCCGGGCGAGUACCGCGUGUCGGCGCGGGCCGAGGGCUACAACCCCAGUGUCAAGACCUGCCACGUCCUCUACGACAUCGGGGCCACCCAGUGCAACUUYGUGCUGUCCCGCUCCAACUGGAAGCGCAUCCGGGAGAUCAUGGCCAUGAACGGGAACCGGCCGAUCCGCCGCGUGGUGCCCGGCCGGCCCAUGACGCCCCGAGAGCGCCUGCGCCUCCGGAUGCGGCUGCGGCACCGCAUGCGGCUGCGGGAGCAGAUGCGGCUGCGGCGCCUCAACGCCACCGUGACCACCGGCAGCCCCACGGCCCCGCCGUCCACCACAGCCCUGCCCUUCCCCUUCAGCAGCACGGCCUACACACCCUGGAGCCAGGAGCCACCCACUGCCGGCACCUGGGAGAUGGACACCGAGACAGAGGUGGUCACCGAGCUGGUGACAGAGACGGAGAGCUGGGAGUUACACACAGGGACGGCGCAGCCCCUCACCACGGCUGAAAUCUACACCGUCAAYUUUGGGGACUAAGGACACUUUGACC